GUCCAAAACUGUAUUUAUUGGAUGUUUGAUCUGACAGAAACAAUGAUAAAUAUAGCUGCACACACUGCUAUAGCGGGGUCCCAAUCUUCUCUGGAAUCUUUUCAUUUUUUCUCUAUUGGCGACUGUUCAGUCUCUCUUUUCUGAACCUCUUUGACUCUUUGACUUUAACUCGUAGUGGACGAGCCUUCAUCAUGCCGUGCUUCAUCAUCCUGGUCUUCCUCCUGAUACGGUGCUUCAUCUUCACGAGCAGCAGCUGUCAGAGCGACAGGAACCAGGAUCAUCGACCGCGUGUGAGCUGUGUGGGUCAGGGACUGACCGCUGUUCCCCAGGGCAUACACACAGACACACAGGUCCUGGUCCUCACUGGAAACCAGUUCACUUCUCUGUCCUGGUCCAUGUAUUCUGGAUUCACAGAGCUGCACGAGCUGGACCUGAGCCACAAUAACAUCAGCACACUGCAGCCGCCGGGUCCAGUGCUGGAGAAGCUGAGCGUCUUGCGUUUGUCUGGUAACAUGUUAACUGGUUUGGGAGGACUGGUGUUCCGCUGCGCUCCCAGUCUGAUGGAGAUCUACUUAGACAGGAACCAGAUUGGUUCCCUUCAGAACGACACCUUCAGUGACCUGCCGCGUCUGGAGGUCAUUAAUCUGUCUCAGAACAAGCUUCCUGUGCUCCCUCCUCGUCUCCUGGAUCUCGUGUCCUCCAGCAGCCUGAAGACCUUCGACCUGGAGAAUAACUCUCUCUCGCUGAUGCCCGAUGGGUUCUUCUCAUCCAAACCGGAGCUUCCUUAUGUUUACCUCACCCACAAUCCCUGGCUCUGCAGCUGUGCUGUCGGAUACCUCCACAGCUUCCUGAACGACCAGGAACACAACAUCUACAUGCACGAGGGACUAUAUAACAUCAUCUCUGCCGCCGACUCCGUGCUGUGUUCUGGACCUCCUCACCUGCUCAGACGACCCAUCAUUGAGCUGGAGGAGAGCGACUUCUGUCCACCAGAUCCCCCUCAUCCCAGCGGUGACCAAUAUACCAAACCCUUUUGUAUUCUUUCAGAUCUUGAACAUCCCCGUGUUGUUCCGACAAACUAAGUGUAACCAAUUUCCCCAACUCAGACGCCGACUGCUCUACAGGACGCUGCCAGACGCCCACCUGCUCCAUUCCACCAAAUCAUGGACCUCCAUUGAAAAGUAUUGGGUCACUGAGACCUGGACCAACAUCUGGUAUAAAUUCUGGAUAUUUUAUCUCGACUCCUACCAGUCUCUUUCUUCCCACAUAAGCCGUCCAAGAACCAAACACAUGGAAAACACCCACGGUCCAACCAGAAAAGCGGACCAUUAAAACAUGGAAAUAAUUGCCUUAUUUACAUAUACAUCUAUUAAUUCACCAGAAAUGACUUAGUCCAGAUCAAAUGUUUAACAGCUUCAAACCAUUGAUGAAUUGAUCAAAUAGUGUAAAGAUGUGUCAGAUUGCUGUUAUACCUGACAACACAACUGAACCUGUUAUUCGUAAUCUCACCUGUGCUCAUAUACCUGUAUAUUAAUCAUAGUCAGAUAUAGUCAGUAGAAUUCAUGCAGAAUCUCAUUAGUUAUCCUACAUUCCAUUAUUAUAUUAAAAAUGGACU
Carassius auratus (goldfish) is the source of this 1615-nucleotide messenger RNA. RefSeq names its product platelet glycoprotein Ib alpha chain-like. The coding region runs from base 192 to 1082 and encodes 296 amino acids. The record is from RefSeq and is a predicted model, not a curated record. Lineage: Eukaryota; Metazoa; Chordata; Actinopteri; Cypriniformes; Cyprinidae. The transcript is spliced from 3 exons. Gene Ontology annotation, molecular function: protein binding.